CAUCUGUCUGCUCUUCCCGUCUGCACUUCCUCCGUCGCAUUUUUAACAUUGUCGGGAAUUUGGACGCCGACAGAGGAAGAAAAAAAAAAAGAAGGACAUCCAAUCAGCCUUCCGAGUCUGUCGUGCAGGUUCCAUUCUGACCCUACAUCUACCUACCUACCUGUAGAGGUACCUACCUCUACCUAUCUGUUCCGGGUCAGACCCUAUCGGUCAUCAUCUCAUCAUCAUCGUCGCCGUCGUCGUCGCCGCCGCCGCCGCCGCCGUCGCGUCUUUACCUUUUACUACUCUAGUCUAGGAAAUUUGGAACUAAAAAAAAGGAACACGUUGCGAGACACUACUAUUGUCGCUGGUCUCCCUUCCGCUUUCUUUCCCACUACUACCACUACUAGGUUGUCCAUCUCCUCGGGCAGACUCCUCCUCCAGCGGGCAGUCUAGGUUCGCCCCCAGACGGACAGAUCCAGCGAAUCCAGGGCCCCAGGCACACCGUCGACUAUAAUUCGCCAUUCGCCUGCAUCCGCUGCCAGAGUCGAGCCAGGCUGUGUGCCAACUCGAUCCCACUUUGGUCGAUUCAGCACUCCAACCCCCGACCACACACACUCUCUCUCACACACACACCCGCACACAAACCACACGAAACAACCACACGACGCAACGCACCCACGAACGCCGUCGCGCUGCACACUUUCCUACUGGCAAGACUCGGUCUCAAUUCCGACUUCCCCCUCGCCAAGUUCUUUCCCAAAAACAACAACAACAACAACGGUUAAUCAACGACGAUAGCGCGACCUCCUCCUCUCCAGUCCACCAUUCGAUCCUGAUCCUCCAUCUGCCAAUCCUUUCCGACUUUGGCAGUUUCUCAGACCUGGACAAGGUCUCCGGGUCCGUCUGUUGCUGGGCCUUGACUUCUGUCCUUCGCAAACCUUCCGACUCUUCCGCUCUCUCCUCCGUAUCCUAUUCCCAUUGCGGACGACCCCCGCGAUAUAUCCUAACGCCGAGGCCGUUCGCAACCUGGGGCGACUCGUUGUGGCUCGCCAGCCAAAAUCACGUCUCAACGCUUACCACGUCCGUUCCGAGUCCCGCUAGUGUCAACAAAAACGGAGAAAUCAUCAGGACGCUCUUCUUCCGCCGCCGCCCAUCUGCUUUCCUGUCUCGAUAGACUCUAUCACCCUCCCUAGUACUCUGGGGCGCCCACGAAAACAACUCCAUCGACUCUAGACGGGUGCAGCGGUAGGCUGUGUGGGCAUUCAAAGGCGACUCUGCCGGAACCACAAACCUGACACGCGCACACCGUCCAGCCCCUAUACUUUCUCCUUUCCAGAGCUAACACCACGUUCUGACACUGAGAAAUCAUGGGCAACUCAUCCUCCAAAGAUGCGGGGGCAUCUUCCAAGAACCGAGGCGAUGACGACCUCAAGUCCUACCCAUCCUUUAGCAAAUCCGACACCAAGGACUCCUCGCGCUCUUUUCGCGGACUCCGCUCCAAAAUCCCCGGUGGAAGCAAGACGGACAGCCCCCGGAACUCAACCAUCCUCUCCAGCGAGGAAGUCGCUGAGAAAAUGAACGCUCUGAGUGGAAAGAAUGGCAGGCCAUCGGUGCAUACGCGGCCAAGCCGCAGAGACAUGUCGCCAUCACCCGCCUCUCCCUCGACGUCUUCUCCCUCGUCACCUUCGCUCGAUACCGCAACGCUAGCGUCUCCGACCGGUGAACCCCUACCUCCUCCGUCGCCAGUUCACAAUGCUACAGGCGGCCACCACGAUGUCCGCGCCGCUCAGGAAAGUGGAGAAGUCGACCACAUUUCCGACCAACCGCCCUCUGGAGGUGGCGGAGCCAACUCCAACCAACAGCCUGGCCAGUCUAUCCUCGUGAAGCGCGAGAACACCAUUAACCCCGUCUACGAUACCCCCAACCAGGAUCCCCAGAAUGAGCAAGCAGUUUCGGGUGUUGCCAUGAGCGACAUCAAGGAUAUCGAUCUCGAUGAUUUCAUCAAGCGACUGUUGGAUGCCGCCUAUGCUGGAAAGGUCACCAAGAGUGUCUGCCUCAAGAAUGCCGAGAUUGUGGCCAUUUGCCACCGCGCCCGGGAGUUGUUCCUUUCUCAGCCGGCCCUUCUGGAACUGGAUGCGCCCGUCAAAAUUGUCGGCGAUGUUCACGGCCAGUACACUGACCUCAUUCGCAUGUUUGAAAUGUGCGGCUUCCCUCCAAACUCCAACUAUUUGUUCCUCGGCGAUUACGUCGACCGCGGAAAGCAGUCGCUCGAGACUAUCCUGCUUCUGAUGUGCUACAAGCUCAAGUACCCCGAGAACUUCUUCUUGCUCCGCGGCAACCACGAAUGCGCCAACGUUACCCGGGUUUACGGUUUCUACGAUGAGUGCAAGCGCAGGUGCAAUGUCAAGAUCUGGAAGACUUUUGUCGACACCUUCAACUGCCUCCCUAUUGCUGCUAUCGUUGCUGGUAAGAUCUUCUGCGUUCACGGCGGUCUGUCGCCCGCUCUUGGCCACAUGGACGAUAUCCGCAACAUUGCGCGCCCCACCGACGUUCCCGACUACGGACUGCUCAACGAUCUCCUCUGGUCUGAUCCAGCCGACAUGGAUCAGGACUGGGAGGCGAACGAACGAGGUGUCAGUUACUGUUUCGGAAAGAAGGUUAUCUCGGACUUCCUCGCCACUCAUGACUUUGAUCUGGUUUGCCGUGCGCACAUGGUUGUCGAGGACGGUUAUGAGUUUUACACUGAUCGCAUUCUUGUUACUAUUUUCAGUGCUCCUAACUACUGCGGCGAGUUUGAUAACUGGGGAGCUGUCAUGGCUGUUUCUACCGAGCUUCUCUGCAGCUUCGAACUACUCAAGCCACUUGACUCCGCUGCUCUUAAGACGCACAUCAAGAAGGGUAGACACCGUCGUAACAACAUGCUCAACAGUCCUCCCGCCCACUUCAACCCCCAGAGUGUCUGAGCCAUACUCGCACUGCUUCUGCACGCUAGCCAAAGCCAUGUGCCGCUCAGCUGUGCAGAAAUUUUUUUCCCUUUCCCUCACCGGUCGACGGUUUCUCACAAGAUUGCAUACCGAUCGGACGGAAUUCCGAUGCGGGUUCAUCUGCUGUCGAGCAAAUAAGCAUUUGCCAAGUCUUGGGCGACGGUUGCACAACGCACAAAUACGCAUAACAAAGUCGCUAAAUCGCCGCGGCCGCUCAAAAAAGAGACAUACGGGGAACACUCUGCAAUACAUAGUCGUGUCGAGCACCGUCACACAACACGGUUCUUUUUCUUGCGGGGUACAUGGGGAGAAGCCGGGGCAGCCAGCCAACUGGGCUGUGAGACGACGACGUGGACCCGCACCCCGAAAGGGUUCCCAACUGGAGUUAUGCAUGACGAACUAGGCGAUAUAUCUCUGCUCAAAUUCUGUCCACAAAAGCGAAUAUCUCUGCUCCGUUAUACUACUACUUGCAUUUUGUUUGAGAAAGCCAUCGCGAAACAAGAUCCAACACCGAACCAGGCUAUUACAGUCUUGCCCAGAGUCUGCACCGUCAAAGAGAAGAUGGGAAAAGCCGCAAUGGGGGGGUGUCACGCUGUGCUGAUAUGUUGUUGGUCUCCGCUCUGGGGUGAUAGCCGGGCAGGCAACACACGAAAUCCGCCCGUAUUACCCUUUUUCAGGGAAGGAGCAGGGCUAGCUAGGUUCGCGGUGUUGGAAAAGUCCCAGGCUCGCUGUGCCGGUUUUGUACGAUGGAGAUUCUCGUUUCUGGCUUGAUUGCUUGACUUGCGUUUCGUUUCUCUCAUGUCGAUUUUAUUCCGUCGGUGCAGGAGUUCAUUGUCAUUUUUGUUUCGCGUAUCUCCCCUCGUUUUCGCAAUAUUUCUUGGUUUUGUUUUACUGUUAACUUUGAUGGGUGUUGAUGAGCUUUCAAGUUGGCUCAUGGAUGGACGGGGAUGGGAUGAAACUGAAGGACGACAAGUCAGAUUUUUCCAAUGUGGGAGUUAAAGUUGUGGAGGAAUCUGUGGAUACGACUGACUGAGUGACUGGGUCGAUACUUGGUAUUACUGUAUGUGUAUGGUUGAUGGACUCGGAAUCAUCAUGGAGGAGGUGUUAGUACCUGACAUGGUAGUGUCGAGUCGUGGGAGACGGAGAGGGCGCUGCGAUGCGAGGUUGAUGCGGUGUUAUAUCGGAUUGCGAUGGAUGUUUGAGAUGCAGAGUACUAUCUGUGUAGUAGCGAGUAAGAAAAGAUCCAAAACCUGAAAGGGAAUUCCCCACUCAAUCUUAUAGAGGUUCACAUCGGUA
Molecule: messenger RNA, 4262 nt
Organism: Neurospora crassa OR74A
Lineage: Eukaryota; Fungi; Ascomycota; Sordariomycetes; Sordariales; Sordariaceae
Gene: pzl-1
Product: serine/threonine-protein phosphatase PP-Z
Exons: 4
Coding region: 1350-2945 (531 amino acids)
Cellular component (GO): cytoplasm; nucleus
Molecular function (GO): protein serine/threonine phosphatase activity
Source: RefSeq, a predicted model, not a curated record